This is a messenger RNA of Nilaparvata lugens (brown planthopper), 377 nucleotides long. Its product is annotated as cadherin-related family member 1-like. Lineage: Eukaryota; Metazoa; Arthropoda; Insecta; Hemiptera; Delphacidae. Gene Ontology annotation, biological process: homophilic cell-cell adhesion. The record is from RefSeq and is a predicted model, not a curated record. Gene Ontology annotation, cellular component: plasma membrane. Gene Ontology annotation, molecular function: calcium ion binding.
GUGCGGACAAUAGGUGCUUUCUUGAAAAUGGCGGGUCAGCUGAGAGCUUCUUUGUCAGUGAGGACAUCCCAGUUGGAUCAGUUAUUGGUACUGUCCGUCUGAUAGGAGAUCCAAGCGAGAGAGGGAACAUAGAGCUAAGACUGAAAGAGGUUGAUAGUCCCGUGGUCAUCUCACCGGGCACUAGCAAUCUCACAUUAACUAGGAAACUAGACAAAGAGGGAAUCGAAGGACCCUCCUCUGUUUACGUGAACAUAAUAUGUGACAGAAAAAGGACAACUGUACCUGGCUUCGAGAUACCUAUCAACAUAAGGGUGACCGAUGCUAAUGACAAUGCACCACAAUUUGUCAAUGCUCCAUACAUUCUCAACAUAUCUGAG